UGCAGCUCACCUGCGGCGCCUCCACGGGCGCUGGAAGACGACGACCUCCUCGCAGAUAUCCUCCUCCGCCUCCCGCCCCAGCCUUCAACCCUGCCCCGCGCCGCCUCUGUCUGCACGACCUGGCGCCGCCUCGUCUCCGACCCCGGCUUCCUCGGUCGCUUCCGCGCGCGUCAUCGGAGGCCCCCACUCCUCGGCGUCUUCAUGAAUUUCUCCGGCCACCCAGUCUUCCGCAUGGACCCUCCCGACGACAUCCCGUACCAUCGCUUCCCCUUGGGGCACAAGGAGGGUGACUGCUGGGACCUGCUCGGCGUCCGCCACGGGCGCGUCCUCAUCUUCAACCGCACACGUCACGAGUUCCUCGUGUGGGAUCUCGCCACAGGAGACCGGCAUUGCGUCGCCGCCCCACCGGAGUUCAAUGUCAAGGGGAAGUUCGUCUGCAACGGCGCGGUGCUUUGCGCUGCCGGCGAGCAAGGCCACGCGCAGCACGGCGAGUGCCACUCGGGCCCCUUCCAACUGGUCCUGAUAGGCAUCGGCCAAGAUGAGGGACGAGCGUUCGCCUGCGUUUACUCGUCGCAGACCCGCGAAUGGGGUAAUCCCAGCUCAACAGCUCUUCCGUAUAUGUAUGAUAAUAACGCGGACAGCACCAGUACCCUUAUUGGGGAUUCACUCUACUGGUUGCUUCAGGACGUUGAAAGUGGCAUCCUUGUGUUUGAUUUGGCUAACGGAGCCUAGAUAGACUUGGCGUUCCGCCGGACAUGGAUACUUAUUGCGGCAACUAUCAAAUCAUCCUGGCAGAGAGUGGUGGUUUAGGCAUUGCUGCUUUGAGAAGCCUUAGUUUCGACAUGUGGGAGAGGAAGGUUGGUAAUGAUGGUGUUUCUAGUUGGGUGCCGUGGAAGAUUGUUAAGCUGGAAGAGAUCACUGGGCUGUCUAGAGACGGGAGAGGGCACAUGAUAAUUCAUGGGUAUGAUGAAGAAGAUAAUGUGAUCUUCCUCAGGACGGAUGUUGGUUGCUUCAUAGUCGAGCUUGAGUCGAUGAAGUUCAGGAACCUUGGAAAAUGGAAUUUCAUCACCACCUGUGCCUAUCAUCCCUACAGAAGUUUAUAUACAAGCAAAGGAUUCCCCCUAGACUAUCAAAUGAAUUGGAAUGACUGCAUUGCAGCUUUUGAAGAACGAAAGCUAGUCCUGCUGGAGGUCUUAAAGAGUGCAGAUUGUAAGAUUUCAUUGACUGCUGACAUGGAUGAAACUAUGGGAUAUAUGUGUGUCGCAUGCCACUUUAUCAACACUGAUUGGAAACUGCAAAGGAGGAUAAUUAAGUUUGUUGUUGUAGAGCCACCACAUAAUGGUGAGGAAAUUUUCAAUGCUAUUCUCAGAUGCAUUCAGGAUUGGAAUAUUGAACAAAAAUUAUUUGGGGUUACAAUAGCUGAUUCUGCUGCUAAUGAAACAAUGGUGCACAUGCUGAAGCAGGACUUGGUGGUCAAGAAGGUCCUAUCUGUUGAAGGGAAGUUGCUGCACAACCAAUGUGCAUCACAUAUAAUAAAUCUCCUAGUUAGUGAUGCGCUAAAGUUUGUAGAAUCAAUUUGUGACAAGAUACGUGAGAGUGUAAAGUAUAUCCAAUCAUCAAAAUCCAGAGAGCAAAUCUUUGAGAAAAUUGUUGCGCAAGAAGGCAUUUCAUAUGAUGAGUGGCUGUCUCUGGAUACGCCCACAUGUUGGGACUCAACAUAUUGUUUGCUUAAUAUGGCUGUGACGUUCAAAAAGGCAUUUGAUUCAUUGGCAUUACAGGAUACAAAGUACACACAUGCACCCUUUUUUGAAGAGUGGGAAAGGCUGUGAGUAGUGUACAGAUUGUUGGAGGUUUGCUAUGAUGCCAUUACGGCAAUUUCCUGCUCAUCAUGCCCCACAUCGAACCUCUAUUUUCAUGAGAUAUGGAAAAUCAAGUUAACCUUGGAUAGAGAAGCUUCUGAAGUGGAUAAUGAUGUUCAGAAGAUGAUAAAAGGGAUGAAAAGGAAGAUUAAAAAAUAUUGGAAAAAGUCAUACAUAUCAAUAUCCAUCCCUAUUAUUUUUUAUCCAAGGUUCAAGUACAUGUUUGUUGAGUUCCGUUUCAAGCAAGCCUUUGGGGCUGCUGCAGGCAAAAGUCUUCGGAGUGCAGAAAGUAUUAAGAGAGCUGUAUGAUGAAUACUCUUCUCAGUUGAAUGAUUGUAAUGUUGACUGCACGGAGGAGAUGUCUAUGGAAGAUAAUAGACCAUUUACUGACUGGUGUCAGCAUCUAAGUAGCAAUGUGGAAGUGUUAACAGAACUAGAUAGAUACUUAAAUGAGAGGCCAAUUGACCUAUCUGAGGACUUUAAUAUAUUAAAUUGGUGGAUGGUUUACACACCUGUUUAUCCUACCCUUGCUCGCAUAGCACGAGAUGUGCUGGCGGUGCCUGCAUGUACAGUUGCAUCGGAGUCAGUUUUCAAUACAGGAGAGAGUUACCAGUGACUUCCAUUGCAGAUUCACUACAAAGACUGUUGAGUCACUCAUUUGCCUGCGGGAUUGGUGUCAAGACUCGGGUUAUCAUCCGAGCAUGAGAUUGGCCACUGAUUUCAGCGACCUUUUGUUUGGUAGCCGCUUUUGGUGAGCUUGAUGAUCUUUGAAUUUACAUGCUAUGUUUAGACAAAGGUAAAACCUAGCUUCUAUUCGACAACAUGCUUGAUGUUUAAGUCAUAACACAUGUGCACUAGGGAAAUAUUGUUUUCCAGAUUAUGUCAAAUGAUUACUAAGUAGUAUAUCGUUCAACUUCCUCAAAAGAUAGUAUUUGAAGUCUCCAUUUUGAAAAUCUUUGUUCUCCACUGUCGUUUUUGUAAAAGAAAACUUUAUGGUUACAAUAAUGGAAUAGCUCUAUGGAUGUAUUUGUUCCUCUAACAGAUAAUAGUUUCCCAAAAGUGUUCCUCUGAAGAAUUACUUAUUGUACCCCAGUACGUGAACCCGCAACCUUAUGUGAUUACGGAAAAGUCAAUGAACUAAUGA
This is a messenger RNA of Panicum virgatum (switchgrass), 3003 nucleotides long. RefSeq lists its product as uncharacterized. The annotation marks the transcript as partial. Gene Ontology annotation, molecular function: protein binding. Lineage: Eukaryota; Viridiplantae; Streptophyta; Magnoliopsida; Poales; Poaceae. The transcript has 3 exons. The record is from RefSeq and is a predicted model, not a curated record.